Molecule: messenger RNA, 1104 nt
Organism: Penicillium griseofulvum
Lineage: Eukaryota; Fungi; Ascomycota; Eurotiomycetes; Eurotiales; Aspergillaceae
Product: lactonase family protein
Exons: 7
Coding region: 1-1104 (367 amino acids)
Molecular function (GO): protein binding; 6-phosphogluconolactonase activity
Source: RefSeq, a predicted model, not a curated record
AUGCAACUCCACCACCUUCUGACGGGCUCCUAUACCAACAGCACGCUGUUUCUCCUUGCGUUUGAUACUAUAUCCCGAACUCUGAGUCUUAAUUCGACCGUUCCUGGCUUUGGUUUGCACCAAUUCGUGACCAGUAAUGAGGCCAAAGACCGGGUUUACGCAACCACUAUGAGUGAGCCCCCGCGGUUGUUCACCUGGGGUGUCGAUGACAACUUUCAGUUCACCCACCUGAGCACCAACAACGUCACAUCCUCGGCCUGUUACAUCUCCGAUGAUGGCCAGUAUUCAUUCUCCGCUGGUGGCCCAACUGCGCAGAUCCAUUCUCUAAGUGGCAAUGGGGUCAUUGGAGAUAGAACUGACGAGCUCUAUCUUAUUCCUGUCGAGGAUAUUGACAGUGUGGAUAAGACUCGAAAUGCUGUCUUACACGGUGCUCAUGCUUUCGAUAUCAACGUCAACAACAAGGGCUUUGUUCCUCACCUCGGCAUGAACUCCAUCUACAUGUACGAUAUUGCCGACAACGGCACUGCCCAGCUUCUGUCCAUCAACCUGAGCCCAACAGAGGAUGAUGGUCCUCGUAACUCAUACUCUAGAGAGGAUGGGAAGCUUCUCUACGUGAUUACAGAACAUACUCAAUGGCUUGAUGUCUACGAAGUCGGUGAAACUCAACUUAAGCAUGUACAGCGUGCCAGUGUGAUUCCUAAAGAUGUCCGAGGACACUACACAUUCCGCAGUAAUACUGUCCAACCCUCUAGAGAUGGCAAGUAUCUCUUCGCCUCUACCCGCAGCUGGGAAUCCCCCGAGGCAAACGGAUACGCUGCUGUCUUUGAGGUGGAUGAUGAUGGAUACCUCACAAAGGAAGAUGCUGUCACCUUUUAUGAAGCGCCCGUGACUCUCGGAUCUGCGGGUGGUCUUCGCGUUGCACCCUGGGAGGACGAGACGAACUGUGAUCCCGACGGUUUGACGGACUACAUGUACCUCAGUGACACGUCUGAGGGUUGGAUGUUCAUUUUGGGUUGGACUCCUUCCAACCAGACUUUGGACCUCGUUGCAUCGCUUCAAUAUCCGGACAACGCAUCACCGUAUGAGGCUACUUGGUUGAGCUAG